AUGGCGUUAUCAACUCGGCAGGAUUCAUCAACGGUGAACGCUGUUAUGUCAGCUGUGAUUUACAGCGGCGGGGGGCGGCCGCGGCCGUGCACUCCUGAGGGAUGGCGCGCACCGAAAGCCAAUGGGGCCUCCCGCGGUGGCGGCGAACCGAGCACCGUCCGCCGCCAGGUGGCGCGCGCAAAUAACACAAUAAAUACCAGCUUAUCGCAAAUCGGCUCGUCUCACCGCGGGGCGAUUUAUUCAUGGGCCCCGCGCAUAUGCUUAACCCCGCUCCCAUUUAUCAUCGACACG
Iphiclides podalirius (scarce swallowtail) is the source of this 291-nucleotide messenger RNA. The record is from the annotation of a GenBank genome assembly. NCBI's taxonomy places the organism in Eukaryota, Metazoa, Arthropoda, Insecta, Lepidoptera, Papilionidae.